Symbiodinium necroappetens is the source of this 1896-nucleotide messenger RNA. The record is from the annotation of a GenBank genome assembly. NCBI's taxonomy places the organism in Eukaryota, Dinophyceae, Suessiales, Symbiodiniaceae.
AUGGGCGUUGGCUUCCUGGCGCGGUUCGGGGACAUUUGCUCAAGUGUGGUGGAUGGAAUCAGCGAGGGCAUCAACUUCGGCUUCAACAGCUACUGGGUUGCGUGGCAGGGCUACUAUGGCGAAAACGAGGCUAUGGACAGCUGUGCAGAUUACACGGAUGGAGCCAUGUACAAGGCCUUCUGCGAUCUUCACUGUAUUGAGGAUGAGGUGUUGAAGGGCAAUGCGGCCGUGCUCAGGUCAAUGAAAACCCAAGAGACGCAUGUCAUCAGCACUCUGCAUGAUAUGCUCAAGUGGUACACCACGGAACUCUUCGACAAGUUGAAGGAGGCCCAAGAUCAGAGCGCCCAGAACACCAAGGAGCAAGAGCGCGUGCAAAAGGCUUACUUCGAGCAGCUGGCCACGAUGCAGACGGACUACGCGGGUCAGCUGAACACGCAGAUUGACCAGCUCGGGGUCGACAUCAACAGCCGAUUCGAUAACAAUGUGGUUGACCCACUCAAUGUGCUGCAGGGGCACCUGAAGACUGUGAACGACAAUUUGAUCAGCCUGGGUAAGUGGCUAGCAGACCGGCCGAUCUUCGCCACGGACGAUGCCGGCUGGACACCCCCAACCUCUGUCCUGGACGUGUCGAAAAGUGUCCCCAACGCGUCGGAAGCCUAUGCUGAAGCCUAUGCCCAUGUCGCAGCAGUGCAUGGUGAGGUGCUGGAGCUCUCGCAGGCCCUGCAUGGGGCCAUGGGCCGUGAGGUGUCGAGAGACGAGCAGCUGCUGCUUCCCUUGCUCUCCCGCUUGGCCUCGGAACUUGCAGGCCUGAACGCCACUGCGAGGACAAAGGAGGAGCCCAACUUAAGGUCGGCAGCGCAGACCCUGCGCCGCUACCGGCAAGAGCUCUCCGGGCUGCCUUCAGAGACGCUGAGGGAGACUUUUCAGCGGCGGACCAAGAAGAGCCUUCAGCCUGCCCUGCGCCGCUUUCGCAAGCAAGCGUUGCUGGUGUCGACCUUGUCCUCCAGCCUGGUCCAGUUCGGCAUCGGUCCGAAGGCCAGCCAGAUCGGUGAACCUACCAGCAGCUUUUGGGCCAGUGCAGACAAGGCGGAAAAGUACCAGGACUUGAUGAUGCUGAUCCACCGCGACGUGAGCGAGUAUGUCCAGAAAGCAAGGGUCUUUGUGUCCGCCCACAAGGACACUUUGGCACAGCUCCUCCCAGUCGGGGACUGUGGAGCGAGCGUUGUGGAGAUCGGUCGCCAGGUGGCGGAGAUGCGGCUCAAAGAGCAGGAUCACGUGGUAUCUUUGCUGCGCACCUGGCGGUCUGUGUCUCAAAACCUCGACUUCUUGGCGAACCUCGUGGUGGACGGAGAAUUCUUGGAGGCCCAGCUCUUCCAGUGUGCGGAAGUGGAUCAGCUGACCGCGAGAAGCUUGCGCGAGCGGCUUGCCAACGAGACGACUCCGCAGCUCCAGAGCCUACUACCUGUUGCUCAGGAGGCUGUCAGCAGCAACCUGUUGCGGAUGCAGCCCCUGAUGCAGCACAUCUCCCAAGCUUUCGACCUCAGCCAGUUUCUGGCCGACAUGUGGGUCCAGGGCUCUUUCGAAGUGCCGAAGGAGGAACUGGAGCUCGUUCAAGGCGCUUGGCGACGCGUCAUUGGGGCAGCACGGCAACUCCUCGGGGACGCGAGCUACGGGAACUUCGGAGGGUCGUUGUCUCUUGCAUUGUUGCGCAACGCGCUGGAGAAGGUUGUUGAUGCGGACGUUUUCAACCCUCCUGCACCUUGCAACGAUGGCAAGCACCUCUUGUGGAAGCUGCAGCCAGGUGGUAACGCCAUCGUGCUGAACAUCAGGAAUCAGUUCAUGGCCUGCAACCUCACCACUGGGCACCUAACGACCUUAGAAAGCCGCUUUGCUUAG